AUGGUCUCGUCGAUGCUUUCCCUGUUCACGCAUGGCGUGCUUGCAGAUGAGCUGGCCUUUGCCUUUCUGGUCAUCAAAGAGGACAGCGUUCCACUGUUCUGGCUGUUCGCGGUCUUCGUCGUAUUCUCUGGGAUCACCCUGCUCAACAUGCUUAUAGGCGUGCUGUGCCAGGUGGUGGCGGACAACUCGCGCGAGCAUGAAAAGAACCAAAUAUUGGUGGAUCUCAAAUCGAGCUUGGAAGAUGCAUUUGAGGCCUUGGAUACCUCUCAAGAUGGAAUCAUCAGUGAAGAGGAGUUUAAACAGAUGAAGACGGAUCCCAAUGUCAUGGAGAUCUUCUUUCGGCUGGGCAUGGAAGAGUCCGCGAUCAUCCAGCGAUUAGAUCACAUGCAGGAGACAAUCUUCGCUGUUGCCAAGAGCGAUAAUGCGGACGAGUCCUUCCUUACCGAUUCGAAGGAUCCAGCCUCCAGGAGGCCUCCGAGCAUGUCCUUCAAGCAGUUUACGGAUCAGGUCGUCGACUUGCAAAUGAACACAUCUGCAGGGGUGCUGGAUGUUCAAUCCGUGGCGGCCAAGGUUCGUGCAGAGGACCAGAAAAUCUUGACGGCGCUGAGCCGUUUGGAGCCGGACCUGCGCCGCCUUCUUCAAGCGCCCAUGGACGCCCAGGAGGCAAAGACCUUGUCUUCCUCGAGAAUACAGACGCUGAACCUCGCGGGAGAGGACUCUACAUCCGUGAGACCACAGUCUACUCAUGCGGCGUGUCCGGGCCAGGCUUCCCAAGCAUCGCCGGCUCCACGCGCAGAGCCACUGCCCGACCAGUCCGUUCAUCUUCCGGGAUCACUGGAAAGCCGAGGGCUCCAAGCCGAGACGAAGGUGCCAGAGCAGGCCUCGGAUAAGGAAGCUCCCGAGCUGAGAGAAGAUUGGCUUCAGGAGGUGCCCACUGAGCUGCUUCUCUACAUACUGAAAGCAAGAGUUGAUCUCACACAGGUCUCACCGUGUUUGCAGAAAUGGCUUGGUGAAGACAGCACGUCGAGGAAGGAGCAAGCCGAGGGCGUGCAUGCAAACGAAAAACGCCCCACGGUGCGGGUACCGAGUAGCCAGUUGAAGAACACGCGGAGUCGGGGCCAAAAAGUUGGGGCUCAAGCUGAGAAGCUGAGCUCACCCGGAGAGGAUGCGGCUGACACUCGAGCUGCUGCAGCAGGCGCCGCAGAUCCCCACCAUCGCGACUUGGCUGAGUGGGUAGGAUGUGGCAGCCUGCAGAAGUGUCUGGACUUUUCAGACAACGAUCUCAUCAAACUGGGGAACUUCCCACCGUUAAAGAGAUUACGCGUUCUGAUGCUGAUGAACAACAGGAUUAGCCGAAUUGCGCCGGACUGCUUCGAUCCGAUACCCAACAUUGUCAGCCUGGUGCUGACAGGCAACAAGUUGGAGAAGCUUGUAGACCUGGAGCCCAUCACGCAGCUCAAAAACCUGGAGCGUCUAAGCCUCAUGGACAACCCAGUCACCAAGGUGAAGCAUUUCCGGCCGUACAUGAUCCACAAGAGCUCGAAAACGCUGAGGAUUUUAGACUUCAACCGCAUCAAGGACAAGGAGAGGAAGGCAGCAACGCUGCUGUUCGCGGGCGAGCGUGGCAAGAAGCUGUUGGAGGAGAUUGCUCCGCCCCGUGUGGUGGGCAAGGAGCCCACGGAGAAGGUCUCUGACGUCUCCAAAUCCGGUCCAUCCCCCGAAGUCAUCGAGCGCAUCAAGAAGGCCAUCGCUGAAGCCGAGACCAUCGAGGAGGUCACGCGCCUCGAGAAGGCCCUGAAGAGCGGUGUCCUGCCUGACGACCUCAAGGAGCCAGGCACCGAGGGCCCCGAGGCCGCACCGGGCCUGGAAGGCGCCGGAGGUCCGGAGCCGAUGGCAGAGGGAUGA
Molecule: messenger RNA, 1905 nt
Organism: Symbiodinium necroappetens
Lineage: Eukaryota; Dinophyceae; Suessiales; Symbiodiniaceae
Source: the annotation of a GenBank genome assembly